This is a messenger RNA of Parus major (Great Tit), 2820 nucleotides long. Its product is annotated as guanine nucleotide-binding protein G(t) subunit alpha-3-like. Gene Ontology annotation, cellular component: photoreceptor outer segment; photoreceptor inner segment; heterotrimeric G-protein complex. Lineage: Eukaryota; Metazoa; Chordata; Aves; Passeriformes; Paridae. Gene Ontology annotation, molecular function: G protein-coupled receptor binding; GTPase activity; GTP binding. The transcript has 8 exons. The record is from RefSeq and is a predicted model, not a curated record. Gene Ontology annotation, biological process: sensory perception of sweet taste; adenylate cyclase-modulating G protein-coupled receptor signaling pathway; detection of chemical stimulus involved in sensory perception of bitter taste. The coding region runs from base 272 to 1336 and encodes 354 amino acids.
AGAGAGAUAUAUGCAUACCUUGGUUUGCUCUUGAAUGGGUAACUCCAGUUGUAUGACAUCACAACACUUCUUUUUUGUGUUCCUAUGUAAAUGUCUGCCUACAGCAUCUCCAGGUCAUGUGGCAGGUGAAAAAGGACCAUUGGAUUUGAAUGCUGACCAGAGAGGUCGAAAGGGAUUUUAAAAUUUUCCUUAAGCACUGAUGGUUGUCCUCCUGAAUUAAAGCUGAUAAGAAGUAAAUCAGCUGCAGAAAGAGAAUUUUUACUGUCUCAAGAUGGGCAGUGGAGCCAGUUCAGAGAGCAAGGAGUCGGCCAGGAGAUCCAGAGAACUGGAAAAGAAACUCCAGGAAGAUGCAGAGAGGGAAGCCAGGACAGUCAAACUGCUGCUGUUGGGUGCUGGAGAGUCAGGAAAGAGCACUAUUGUAAAGCAAAUGAAGAUCAUCCAUAAAGAUGGUUUCACCUACGAGGAACGCAUGGAGUUCAGACCUAUUGUUUACAGUAAUGCAGUGCAGUCUAUCCUGGCUAUUGUGAAAGCAAUGACUAAGUUAGGAAUCAGUUACGAAAAUCCUGCUAGAACUGAAGACGAGAGGAAGCUGUGUUCCAUGGCAACAACUCUGGAGGAUGGCAGCAUGUCUUCUGAACUGGUUGAGCUCAUCAAACAACUGUGGCGUGACGGGGGGACCCAGGCCUGCUUCGCCAGGGCGGCCGAGUACCAGCUCAGCGACUCGGCAGCCUAUUACCUCGAUGAUUUGGACAGGUUGGCAAUGCCAGACUAUGUCCCUACUGAGCAAGAUGUCCUGCACUCCCGAGUGCAGACCACCGGCAUUAUAGAGACUCAGUUUUCUUUCAAGGAUUUAAACUUCAGGAUGUUUGAUGUGGGUGGACAACGAUCAGAGAGGAAAAAGUGGAUUCACUGCUUUGAAGGAGUUACUUGCAUCAUAUUCUGUGCUGCACUCAGUGCCUAUGACAUGGUUCUGGUGGAAGAUAAAGAAGUGAACAGAAUGCAUGAAAGCCUUCAUCUGUUCAACAGCAUCUGCAACCAUAAGUGCUUUGCAGCCACUUCCAUUGUGCUGUUCCUAAACAAAAAAGACCUCUUUCAAGAGAAAAUAACAAAAGUUCACCUGAAUAUCUGCUUUCCUGAGUAUAAUGGACAAAACACAUUUGAAGAUGCUGCAAAUUACAUCAAGAAACAAUUUCUAGACUUGAACAUAAGGAAACAAGAUAAAGAGAUAUAUUGUCACUUGACCUGUGCCACAGACACCCAGAAUGUCAAAUUUGUUUUUGAUGCAGUCACAGACAUAAUAAUCAAAGAAAAUCUGAAAGACUGUGGGCUUUUCUAACCCUUAAUUCCCUUGCUCAGAGCUUCACUCCACUUUCCUCUCUUCAUCUGAUGUGCUGGCUGAAAUAAAAAAGCCCCUCUAGGUAAGAAUCAAUAUCAGUUAGGCACCCAUUAGCAUCAUUACCAUUGGCUCUACCAUUAGUUGGGUACAGCCUAAGCAUUGCAGAGCAACACAGACCUUCCAGAUACAAGAAGAUUAAAAAAAGUUGUUCCUGCUCUACAAAGAUGACAGCUGCUGAUAAAUCCUAUUGGAAUCAAAGUUGCAUUCCUACUUAAAUCAAUAUCAUAGACUCAUAGAAUUCUUUGGAAGAGACCCUAAAGAACACCUAGUUCCAUCCCUGAUGCCAUAGGCAGCAAAAUCUUCCACCAGAGCAAGAAAUCAGCACUUCUCAGGAAACUGGGGACACCUCAGUAUCCUGAGUCUUCUAGUGAUAGGAUGAAAAAAGUUAAUAUAUAACUGACCUAUUUGUAAUUGAAGCCUAAAGAAAACUAUACCUUUACACAAUAUCAAUACAUAAUUUACAAUCUGUUUUGUAUUUGUGUUACACAAACAACUGAAGGUGACAUGCCAUUUAUUCAACAAAAGCAAACCUCCCCAUAUUUAGAUGGUGGGUGAUGAAAAGCAGUGCAAAUCUGAAUGUUUAAUUAUACUGUUUUGUUAGGAGAGCUAAGGGACAUAUGCAUAAAAACUGCACACAUACAAAAGUGACAAAAUUCCCAAUUUGAGAAAAAUUAAACACAGUAAGAUGGAGGCAAGUUUUGUAAAUCCCUAAGGAGAAAAAAAAAUAAAAAUUAUAUGACUGUCAGUUUCUGCAUAAGUCACAAAGGCAAGUUGAAACAUUUUUGGUUUAUAAUUAAAUAUCAGACUUUCUUAAAAUGUGAUUAAUAAUCUUGCUACUCAGCAGGAAUGGCAGCAGUAACUUCUACCACUGCAGAGCAGAUGUAAACCCAAAGUUCUCAUGGCAAAAGCACAUCCUUGGGAUUCUGGCACAGAGCACCUCUCUCUACACAAAGAUCUUGCUAAUGCAGAACUGCUCUCCCUUAACUCCUGUUGGUUCAUUGUGACUAACUACAGGAAAUAUUAAACUAUUUUAAAUAGAAUGGGACUUUUUCCUGGUUUCAGCCUGGAUAGAGUUAAUUUUCUUCCAAGUAGCUGCCACAGUGCUGAGUGUUGCAUUUAGUGCAAGAAUAAUGAUAGCACGUUGAUGGUUUAGUUUUUGCUCAGUAGCGCUGAUCCUGCAUCCAAGACUUUUCAGCAUCUCUGCCAGUGAGAGAUGCCACAAGAUGCACACAUGGACACGAGGACAGCUGACCUGAACUGGCCAGAGGGACAUUCCAUAGCACAGAACAUCAUGCCCAGGAAAGUGACUGGGGGUGAUUGGCCAGGAGGGUUUGAUGAUGCUCAGGGACAGACAGGGAAUGGGUUAGCAGGUAGUGAGCAUCCACACUGAGCAUCCCUUGGUUUUAUUAGGUUUUAUUCCUCUC